This is a messenger RNA of Penicillium daleae, 1254 nucleotides long. RefSeq lists its product as uncharacterized. NCBI's taxonomy places the organism in Eukaryota, Fungi, Ascomycota, Eurotiomycetes, Eurotiales, Aspergillaceae. The record is from RefSeq and is a predicted model, not a curated record. Gene Ontology annotation, molecular function: iron ion binding; oxidoreductase activity, acting on paired donors, with incorporation or reduction of molecular oxygen; heme binding. The coding region runs from base 1 to 1254 and encodes 417 amino acids. The transcript is spliced from 3 exons.
AUGUCAUUCACCAUCACCACCUCUGUCCACGACGACUUCACCCUCAUCGAAGACAACAACCCGGACAAAAUUUACGAGCAGUUCGAUCAAUUGCGCAGUAAAUGCCCAGUCGCACAUACCUCCCAAACUGGGGGCUUUUGGCUUCUGACACGCUAUGACGACGUGAAGCGUGCCGCGUCCGACACGGAUACUUUUAUCUCGUCUGUGAAAGCAGUCAUUCCAAGCGACCCACGAGGCAUUCGCCGUCCACCGCUUAAUACAGAUCCACCAGCUCACACACCUUAUCGUACAGCGCUUGAUCGGACGCUCAAACCUGCGCGGUUGAAGCGACUUGCUCCGAUACUUGAGAGACACGCGCAGCGAGAGUUUGACGCUCUUCUGAAGGCAAAAAAUGUGGACGAUCAAGACGACGGCAAUGAGUCCCAGACUUGUCAAAUCGAUAUCUCUGCCCAGUUUGGUGCGUCCUUUGCCGCAUGGGUCGAGGUGGCGUGGUUGAACCUCGAGGAUGAGAUUGCACCUGUUCUGGCGAGCACGGCGGCCAAAUGGGUCAAUGCGUGGCGUCAGCAGAACGCCGCAGAGACAAGCGCACACUCUGCGCAGCUGUAUGAUCUAGCAAGGGAGUUGUUUGCUAACCGGAAGAAGUCAAACCGGGAUCCAGAGAUGGAUCCAGCGUCCUCACUAUUACUCGAAGUCGGACCAGAUGGGCGGCCGUUGGAUGACGAGCUUCUUAUUGGUGCUCUUCGCCAGUCGCUUGUAGUCGGCAUGGUUGCCCCUCCAAUUCUACUGGGCGAUAUCUGCGCUCAUCUCUCCCGAGACCGAGGACUACAAGCCCAGCUUCGAGCCGAUCCAGCCCUCAUACCUGCUGCUGUAGAAGAAUUCAUACGCCUCUACGUGCCAUAUCGGGGAUUCUGUCGUACUCCAAAACACGAUAUUGAUCUUCAUGGCCGUACGAUACCAGCAGGGCAGCCAGUGACCAUGACAUAUGCAGCUGCAAAUCGUGACCCGGAAGUGUUUGAAAAUCCUAACUCAUUCAUCCUCAACCGGGAGAAUAUUAGCUCGCAUCUUGGAUUUGGAAGGGGGAGACAUCGUUGUGCGGGGAUGCCUCUUGCAAGAAUGGCUCUACAGAUCGCGCUUCGAGUAAUAUUACAACGGACGGACGACUUUGAAGUCAAUGGGACCCUUGAAUAUGCGGCCAUGCCGGAGAUGGGAAUCACAAGUUGUCCGUUGCGUGCAGUGCCAGCACGCUCUCGUUGA